Messenger RNA from Uncinocarpus reesii 1704, 2142 nucleotides. Its product is annotated as NADH dehydrogenase (quinone), G subunit. Bases 1 to 2142 code for a protein of 713 amino acids. The transcript is spliced from 5 exons. NCBI's taxonomy places the organism in Eukaryota, Fungi, Ascomycota, Eurotiomycetes, Onygenales, Onygenaceae. Gene Ontology annotation, cellular component: membrane. Gene Ontology annotation, biological process: ATP synthesis coupled electron transport. The record is from RefSeq and is a predicted model, not a curated record. Gene Ontology annotation, molecular function: iron-sulfur cluster binding; NADH dehydrogenase (ubiquinone) activity.
AUGCGGCCGCAAUUGUUCCGUGCGGCGGCCCGCUCGAGGAGAUGGUCCAGACUCAAUUGCUCCCGCACAUUCGCAACAAGUACCCCUCGACCUGCGGAGGUUGAGCUCACAGUUGAUGGAAAGAAAGUGUCGAUAGAAGAUAUUGUUAUCAUGAGUCGUAUGUGUCUAGUCGAAGUCGAGAAAGCCCCCAAACCAGUUGCCUCUUGCGCGUGGCCUGUUCAACCGGGAAUGGUGGUUAAGACGAACUCUGCCCUUACGCACAAAGCUAGAGAAGGUAUCAUGGAGUUUCUACUUGCGAAUCAUCCGCUUGAUUGCCCUAUUUGCGACCAGGGAGGCGAGUGUGACUUGCAAGAUCAGUCGAUGAGAUAUGGUGCCGACCGAGGUCGGUUCCACGAAGUUGGAGGGAAGCGUGCUGUGGAAGAUAAAAACAUUGGUCCCUUAAUUAAGACCUCUAUGAACAGAUGUAUCCACUGCACCCGUUGUGUCCGCUUUGCCAACGACAUCGCUGGAGCCCCAGAACUAGGGACAACUGGACGAGGAAACGAUAUGCAAAUCGGAACUUACUUGGAAAAGAAUUUGGAUUCUGAAUUGUCUGCAAACGUUAUCGACCUGUGCCCCGUCGGAGCCUUAACCUCUAAACCUUACGCAUUCCGAGCAAGACCCUGGGAACUCAAACAUACCGAGACCAUUGAUGUUCUCGAUGGAUUAGGUUCAAAUAUCAGAGUGGAUUCUCGAGGGAUGGAGGUGAUGCGUGUUCUUCCAAGGCUUAAUGAUGACGUUAAUGAGGAGUGGAUCAACGACAAGACCAGAUUCGCUUGCGACGGCCUCAAGACGCAGAGACUGACCACGCCUCUGCUCAGAAGGGACAAUAAAUUCGUGCCCGCCACAUGGGAGCAAGUUUUGACUGAAAUUGGCGGUGCUUUCAGAAGCUUGGCACCGAAAGCUAAUGAAUUCAAGGCCAUUGCAGGCCAUCUCGUUGAAACCGAGUCCCUCGUUGCGAUGAAGGAUUUGGCAAACAAACUUGGCUCGGAGAAUCUUGCGCUUGAUCAGCCCGGCGGCAGCCAACCAAUCGCUCAUGGUAUUGACCUCAGAUCCAGCUACCUUUUCAAUUCCAAGAUUUACGGCAUUGAAUCCACCGAUGCCAUUCUUCUUGUGGGAACGAACCCCCGCCAUGAGGCUGCUGUCCUGAAUGCACGCAUUCGGAAACAAUGGCUUCGCUCUGACUUGGAGAUUGGUCUUGUCGGCGAGUCUUUCGAAAGCACCUUUGAGUUUGAGCACCUGGGGGAUACUGCUGCCUCUUUGAAGGAGGCUCUUUCGGGACCUUUCGGAAAGAAAUUGGCCGCUGCUAAGAAGCCCAUGAUCAUUGUUGGAAGCGCCGUUGCUGAGCAUCCCGAUGCUAAAGCUUUGUUUGAAAUGAUUGGCGGAUUCGUCGAUAAGAAGGCUGCGACCUUCAAUACCCCCGAAUGGCAAGGAUACAAUGUUCUUCAACGCACUGCUUCUCGCUCGGGAGCGUACGACGUUGGGUUCACAACUCCCUCUCCCGAAGUCGCUCAGACUACUCCCAAGAUGGUUUGGCUGCUAGGAGCUGAUGAAAUCAGUGAAGCUGAUAUCCCAAAGAAUGCCUUCGUUGUGUACCAAGGUCAUCACGGUGACCGCGGUGCUGAACUCGCGGACGUUGUCCUCCCAGGAGCAACAUACACAGAAAAGUCCGGCACAUAUGUGAACACAGAAGGCAGAGUGCAGAUCACGCGCGCUGCUACGUCGCUUACCGGAGCCGCCAGGGAGGACUGGAAGAUCAUUAGAGCUGCUAGUGAAUUCCUAGGAGCCCCGCUUCCAUAUGAUGAUAUCGAGAUGUUGAGAGAUAGGAUGGAAGAGAUCAAUCCUGCCUUGAGAAGAUACGACGUUGUUGAAUCUACAUCUUUAAGCCAACUGAGCAAAACUCAACUUGUCGACCAAAACAGAGGGGCCAAGCCAUCCGGUGAACCGCUCAAGAAACCCAUUGAGAACUUCUAUUUCACAGAUGUUAUUUCCAGAAGCUCUACGACGAUGGCGAGAUGUUCAGCCGCCAAGGAGACCGGAAACCCGGAUAAUAACUUCAUGGCCCCCGGCGAACCAGCGCCGCAAUAUUUUGUAGCUCAAUAG